Molecule: messenger RNA, 2512 nt
Organism: Punica granatum (pomegranate)
Lineage: Eukaryota; Viridiplantae; Streptophyta; Magnoliopsida; Myrtales; Lythraceae
Source: RefSeq, a predicted model, not a curated record
CUCCCUCCCGCCCUCCGCCUUUCACUCUCUUUUUAAUGAUGGGUGUCUUCAUACAUCUCGGAGCUUUCUACUACUGUAUAGCUUUGCGGCAUAUCCAUAAUCCGUGUCUUUGUUAGUUUUGAGCUUGUUCUUUGCGAUUUUCCCCUUGUUUUUCUUCGAAAUGCUGCACCUUCAUUUCCGGGAAAUUGCUGUCGAUUCGGAAAAUUAGCGAACUUUUGGCGAAAUGAGCCUCGAUACGAUGCGGUUCUAGAACUUUCCGGUUUCUUUUGAUUUCUCUGUGGGCUCUAUGAGUUUCCCUUUGAUUAGAUAGAUGUUGUAACGAUUGUUUUGUUGAAUUACGAGAAAAAGUGUGCAAAAGUAAUGAAUAGUUGAGAGAAUUUAGUAUUAAAAAUUGAAUUGAAUAUAAUGGAGGUGUAUAUGGAUUUAUGUAUGGCCUCACAUUUGAUUUUUGUUAUACAGUGAGUAGGGGUAAAGUUAGAGUUAGAGUUAAAAUUUUAAAAUCCGAUUGCAAAACCAAACGAAGUAUAAUCCUCUUUGAAGAGUCAACGGGUUGAAGGUAAAGCCUCAAGGGUCUAAAUGGGCAGAUAGAUUUGAUCGUGAAAAGGGUUUUUACAAUUACAUGAAAAAGAAAAUGUUUUAGCUCUGAAUCAUUAGUAAGAUGAUCGCGAUGCGUGAAUACCGGCCUCUCAUAUGUGCGCUUGCUCACGGGGUUAUUGGAACCGAUGGGCUAGUGCAAUGUUAUAGGCUUGGGUUUGGCAACUGCGAAACAGCACGGGUUUUCAAUAGAAAUCCAAGUCCAUUCAGCAUCGGUGGGGAUCGACCUUCUAAAACUGAUCAUUACAACUGGACAUGUUACUCGGUGAUUAAUUAGUAUGCAUUCAUCGUAUUAAUGUGAAAAAAUUCAAAUUCGUUUUCAGUAUCUUCUACAUUUUAAGGACCUCGACUUUUUCUUGCAUCUUUUCCCAAAAGACGUGGUGUCUACAGUGAUCCUCGCUUUUGCUUCUCUUUGUUUAUUUCUUUAUUGAGAAAACUGGUAGUUGAAGCAUCCUUAUCAUGUUUUGGGAACCGAAGCAACAAUUAAGGUUUCAACUGUGUUCUAAAAGUCAAAUUGGAUUCGUGAUCUUGUAUAACAAUGAAAACAAUAAUACAAUUAAUAUGUAAAUAAAAUAAUUUGGAUAUCAAAAUAUCAUUUUUAUGAAAAUUUUAAUAUUGUCUGGAAAAUCCAACGACUGAAUAGAAGCCUUUGGUUUUACAAUUCACCAUAAUUUUCUUCUAAUUGACCAAAAGCGUGUUUCCAAUUGCCUGUUCAACUUUUAAUAGUCAUGAAAUGUAACGGUUGCGUCUUCACAGCAUCUUCCUGGUGGAUCCGAGAAGAAAAGAGUAUGACUUGUCAUUUUGUUUGGAUUUGGUGCUUUGUCUGUAUAGAAGGUUUUAGUUCAAUACCUAACUCUUAGGUUAGCAUGUGCGGGCUACACUGAAUCGUUAGUUGCAGUAUUAUACUCUUCUCGAAGGUGUCCCGUCUCUUGUUAUCGUCCCCGUCUUUACAACUUCUUAACGAACCUUCUCAUCAAACUGCUCUAUGUACAUUUUUCUUGCUCACUUGUUCAAAUCGAGAUCUGUUCAUUCUUGGACAAGGAACAACAAGCAAGUCCAGUCCAUGGCCUUUGAGCAGUACUUUUCUCAGGAAUGGAGGUCGACCCCAGCCACACAAGUUGAACCUGAAAAUUGUAAAGGCUGCUUCGACUGCAAUAUCUGCUUGGAAUUUGCGCAAGAGCCCGUGGUAACCCUCUGUGGUCACUUAUACUGCUGGCCCUGCAUCUAUAAAUGGCUCCAUGUGCAGUCCCUCUCUCUGGCCAUGGAUGAGCCCCCACAAUGUCCCGUCUGCAAAGCUGGGAUUUCUCACACAGCAAUGGUCCCUCUCUACGGGCGGGGCAGGCCUGAGCUUGAAGGAAAAGGCCUGACUCAACUGGGCACAGCCAUCCCUCCAAGGCCCGCAGCUUCUAACACCUAUUGCUUAACAUCUCCCCCAACUCGCAGCGCAGCCCAGCAGCUUCCUUACCGGAACCCAUAUCAGGAUCAUGCCAACAGCUUCGAUGACUCCUCAGGCGCACAGUCUGAGCUGUUCAGUCUCGGCGGUGCUGGGUUUCAGAGCCCGAUGGUUGGUAUGUUCGGGGAGAUGGUCUACGCGAGGGUGUUUCGCAACUCAGACAGUUUAUUCGGGUACAUUAACCCGUAUAACCUACGUGGCAGCAGCAGUAGCCCGAGGCUGAGGAGGCAGGAGAUUCAGGCGGAUAAGUCCCUAAACAGAAUAUCGAUUUUCCUCUUCUGCUGUUUCCUGCUAUGCCUUAUCGUGUUCUGAUUCGGAGCCCCUUCCAUUCGGGACUGUUGGGAUUUCCACUUUGUAGAAACUAGAAGGAAAUGUAUUGACGGAUCAGAUGAGGUAGUAGAUGAUAAUGUGAUGUAGUGUAAAUAAGCAGUUUCGUCUCAAUGCAAUCCUUUUCUGCCAACUCAA